Anopheles stephensi (Asian malaria mosquito) is the source of this 5764-nucleotide messenger RNA. It is a transcript of the gene Tsc1, whose product is annotated as hamartin. The coding region runs from base 806 to 4846 and encodes 1346 amino acids. Gene Ontology annotation, cellular component: TSC1-TSC2 complex. The record is from RefSeq and is a predicted model, not a curated record. The transcript has 5 exons. Lineage: Eukaryota; Metazoa; Arthropoda; Insecta; Diptera; Culicidae. Gene Ontology annotation, biological process: regulation of cell cycle; negative regulation of TOR signaling; negative regulation of cell population proliferation.
UUCAUCCCUCAACGAAGUACAGCUGCGCCAGGAAAAUAAUUUUUCUCCCCUACAUUUUAGCAACAGACCCGCCUUAAAUCGUAAUCAAUUUUAAUCCAACAACCGUUUGUGAUUGCUUCUGUCAAAAGUUUCCGCCGACAUGUGGCCACGGCUUGACAGAGACAGAAGAUGGACUGAGAUAGUGUAGUGAGAAGUGUAAAAACAUUUGUGACAUGGAAAAGAUUUAGAACACGCUGGUCGAUGGCCAACAUUUGCGUGUAGUUUGUGUGCAUUCAGUUGCUAGUUUAGUUUUCCCUACCUUCGCCGUUCACUCGUGCGCGUGUGUUGCCGUGCUAUAUCUUCCUUUGCAUGCAACUGUUGUUCGAUUAGCCGAGGGUUUUAGCCCGUUGGGGGGCUUCAUUCGCUCGCCACUAGCUUCCGGUCGCGGAUGUCGCGGAGCGGGCGAACACUUUGCACGAUUAAUCUUAUUAAAGCAACCGCGACCGACCAUCGUUUCAUCUGCGCAAAGGUAACCCCGCCGUGUGGGCUCUAACCCCGUAACCAGCCACCCGCGGAGGUGACGUUGGCAAUGUACUGAAAUAUGCUAGUGGGACACAGUGGGUUGGUAAUUGCGUGUAAACACUCUCUGGAAAGGCGACGUCGAUUGUGCCGCACCGGGAAGAGGCACGGAAGAAGGGUAGUUUCCAACUCUACCAGCUGGCCAGCUGGUGCUUGACCGAAGCUGCCUGCACGAAUCGAUGGUUUAGGAAUACGGUCCGGGAAGAGGUAUACGACAUAAUCUUGAAGGCGAACGUGACGAUAAGCGAUGGAUGUGGCCAAUCUGUUUGACGACCUCGAGUCCAACAACAUGGACCGGGUGGACGAAGUGAAGCGCAAGUUUCAGGAGCUGUUUUCCUCCACCAAAGAAUCCUGGCUUGCCUGCAACAUGAUGGAGUACUUUGCCCACACGUCAUCGAUACGGAUCGUGGAAAUACUCGUGAAGGUGCAGCAACCGCACGACAAGCACAUAUUCGACCGACUGGCGGAAUGGAUACGCAGCGGCACGUCGAAAACGCUGGCGCUCACACUGUUCGGACACAUCAUACAGAAGCGACCGCUGUGGCUGUACAAGGUUGGAACGCACCAGCUGGUAAAGGACGUGCUGAAGCUGUCGAAGGUGGAGAAAGACAUUACCUCACUGAUCAACGCGGUGCUGUGCAUCAUCGAUCUGCUGCCCGUGAUUCCGCUGGCGAUGGGCAACUUUGUGCAGGACCUGUUCGAUGUGUUCAACUAUCUUGCCACCUGGAACCAGAACGAGUCGCACCUGCCCGAGUACCAGCUGAUACAUCUCCAGUUUGGCCUGUACGAGCUGUUCACCCGGCUGUACGGCAUGUAUCCGUGCAAUUUUGUGGCCUUCCUCAAGCAGGAAUAUUCGUCGACCGGGCGGCAGGCCGUGUUUCAGCACACGAUCAAGCCGCUGCUCGAUACGGUCAAGAUCCAUCCGCGGCUCGUGCUGUCCGAUCAGGAGAGCGAAACGAGCCAGCAGCGCUGGAAAAACAUGGAACCGCACGAUGUGGUGAACGAGUGCGCGCGGAUGUCGCUCGAGUAUCCGGAACCGCAGGAAAGCGCGCAAUCGCAACUGCUGGCUGUGAAUGGGUCCGGGGGCAACGAAUGUCCCUGCUACAUGACACCGAUAAAACCGUACGAGUACACGGCCGGCGGCGGAACCGAUGUGUUCGAGUUCUCGUGGAAAGCAAACGUGAACUUCUUCAACACCCUGUCGCUGGACCAGCAGCUGUGCACGAUCACCGCUCAAAAUUCGUUCUGGUCACCGAACAGCACGCUCAUGCAGCCGACCCCUCCGCCCACGACGGGCACCGUACCGCACACACCGAUUCCUACCCCCAGCUAUACGAUCCCGACCGUACCGGUCCCGCAGCCACCGGCAGCGGACGGUGCAUCGCCCCCGGAGGCGGCUGUCGAGGCAACGCCCGAAACGACACCCAUGAAGGAUACGAAACCUUCCGCCAGUGGCCGGCCUUAUCCCACGUCCGUCAAGCCGCAGACGGCACGGGCGAUCUGGACGCCGUCGCAACCGGCCUCACCGAUCAAGAAGGAUGCGGGCCAGUCACACUUUAACUACGAGUAUCCGCUGGCGGUGGUCACGUCGAAGAAGCUGCUGCAAGUGGUGAGCGAUCGCAAUCAGUCGCUGCUGCAGCUGUCCGACACGGGCACAACCACCACGACGACCACCAUGACGACGGUGGCCUCGGCAACGUCGACCACCAGCAACAGCGUACCGUCCAGUCCGCUUCCUAUCGAUCAGCAGUCGGCCCCCCUGUCGGCAACGGCCGUGACGGCCCCGGCAUCCCGCAACGAGUCACCGAUGGUGCAGAUUCAACCGGCUCAAUCACGCGCCGGCGAUCUGAGCCAGGAAGAUCAGGAGGUAAACGAUAUCAACAGCCCGCACAUGCAUCACUCGCAGUCGCUGCCGGUCGGUACGGCCGUACCGAUACGCGACCUGUGUGCGGACGAAGAUCAAGACCAAGGGGAAGGUUCGCCCUGUUCGGCCGGUGGACUGCACUUUAAAAACUCGCAGUCCGUCAUCAACUACACGCGCCGUCGACUGCACAGCCACUGUUUGGUGGAUUCGAACGAUCCGUACUACAGCACCGGUACCUCGCCGGCGGACACGAGCGGCAACUUUAUCCGCAACGGCGCUACCAUGGCUACGCAGCUCAUUACGAUUGGAUCGCGGGCUGGUGCCGGUCCGAACCAGCAGCUCCACAUUCCGGAACCGCUGGCCGUGUACGGUAGCCGGCAGCCGACAGCGGCAGCUGGGCUCGAGCAGCACCAUCACUACUAUCACCAGUGCCACCACCACAUACAUCUGCAUCAGCAGCAGCAGCAGCAGCUGCAACAUCAUCAGCACCAACACCACCACCACCACCAUCAUCUCGUCGGUUCGGGUGGUGCGCUGUUCGCGAGCCAUCAGCGCCGCCAUUCGCUGCCAGAUCUGAAACAUUUCGCGCUCAAAGUGAACCCGAAGCUGCUGCUCGAUUCGGUGUCGAUCGUCAAACAGCGACCGCACGCGCAUCGGGCGGGCGAAACGACCAACGGGGGAGGGAACAGUGCCUCUUCCUCGGAUGGAGUGGGCAGCAACGCGGACAGUAGCCCAUCGGAGGAGGAAGCCAUCUCUGCGGCUACCCAUUUCCACAGCAAGCAGGAGCAACGCUCGAGCGAGCAGCUCGCACGCAACCAGGAACUCUUCCGACAGCUGCGCAAUAAUCUGACGACCGUCAUCACACCGAGCAGUCACUUUCAGCAUCAGCGGGUGCACCAUCAGCAGCAGCAACAGCAGCAGCACGGUGAUUCGUUUGCUUUGGCGCGGUCGCGCACCGAUCGUCAGGCGGGCAUCGAAGCGGUGAUGGCACCGGUUCCACCGCAAGCCACCAUCACGACCGGGACGCAAACGAUCAUCAGCUGGCCCCAACCGUACGAGCAGAUCUUCUACGGCAUCCUGCAGGAGGAGCUGCGCUUCAAGAACAGCAUCUCCCAGCUGCAGCACGAUCAGCAGGUGCAGAAAGCGGCCGCCAACGGUGGCCGGCUCGAUCCGUACGCGCUGCUCGACCAGUACAUCGAAACGUGUGCCAAGAGCCGGGCGACGCUGGCCGAAAAUGGCAGCCGUACCGCGACCCUGCCCGAAUCGUACUAUCAGGACCACAUCCGGCUGUUGCACCUGCAGCUGCAGUACGAGCGGCACCGGCGCGAGAUACACGCCGAACGGAACCGGCGGCUGCUUGGCAAGAGCCGCAAGAUCCGUGCGCUCGAGCAGAACAACGAAGCGCUCAAGGAUCAGGUGGCACGGUUGACGCGCGAGAUCGCGUCCCUGAACGCGGAGUUCAGUACGGUGCGGCGUAAAACCAACGCCGAGCUGACCGAAGCGUCGCGCGAAUGCGUUCGCUGGAAGGAAUCGCUUUAUCAGGAGCAGGAACGCUGCAAAGAGCUGCAGCUCAAGAUCGAAGCGCUGCAGGUGGUGAUCAAGGACGAGUCGGCACAGCGGCGCGAGGUCGGGCUGCAGCUGGAGAACGCUCAGGGCGAGCUGUUUGAUUUGCGAAACGAGCUGCGGAAGGCGAUCGGGAAGGCGGAGCUGGGUCAACAGUACCGGGAAGAGCUGACGCGCCUUCAGUCAGAGCUGAUCAUGAUGGGUGAGGUGCAGUUGCGCUUUAAGGAGAAGCUGGCCGAGCUGGAGCGUUUGCGGGCCCGCGAAGCAGAAAUUGCACUCAUCAAAGCGAACUACCACGAAGAGUGGAAAGAGCUCAAAUUUGCACUCCAGCAAAAGUCGGCCCAGCUCGAUACGGCCAAGGAACGGCAGGCCGAGCUAGAGCAGCAGCUUAUCAAGCGCGAGGAAACAAUCACGCUACAGAAACGGACGCUUAAAACGGCCAAGGAAGAGUACCAGGAAAAGUUUAUGGCACUGGAAAACAAAUACGAAGCACAAAAAGCGAUCGUUAUUCGGAUGCAGGACACAAUCGAGGAUCUGAACAAUCAGCUGAAACGGUGCGCCGCAAAGUCUCCCGACUCCGACCGUACCGAUGCCGUCGGUUCGCUGGACCACACGUCACCGCUUUCAAUUUCGCUGGCGUCCAGCGAGGGUCUUUCGGAGAUCCGCAAUCUUUCCGCGCUGGUGGCACAAAAUUCGGCCGGACUCGGUGCGCAACUGUCGGGCGGCGGCACGUUGCCCGGCAUAGGCAACAGCAGCAGCAGCAUGAUUGGUGCAGCCGAACUUGAUUCGAAUCUGCCAACACCGACGUCGGCCGGCCAGCAGUAUCCGCACGGUGGGGGACCGGGUGCUGCCGAUCCAUAACAGCAUUCCCCCGAUGAACGGUUAGCCGCCGAAGCAGAAUGUAACGUGUAUGUGUGCUUGUGCGCGCGCAUGUUAUCACUUGUUACUGCCUUUCGUUUAAUUUUUGUUACAUUUUGUGUUUCACGAACUGAUCCGAUUCGCUGUUGAUUUUUGCCCGGCCGCUCUCACGCGCUCGUACGGUACGCUUUUUGUAAACGGUUAUCGCUAGUCAUUCGUGAUCCGUUUACGUUUUGCCAUACGCGUUUAGUUUUGUCCGUUUGCUACCUUUUUGGCAACUGCUUUCCUUGGUUGGUGUUGGUCUUGUGUAAGCGAACCAAACGUACCUUCCUGAUUGCCGUGCAGACAAAGAAGCUUCUUAGUUCGGUCUUAGUUAGGAGGGAGGAUUGAAUUCAAAACAACAAUACCGAUAGCUGCAGCUAAACGAACAGCCUCCUUAUUCCCCCCCGCAGGAGGCCAAAGUAAAAAUGCAACGUAACGGGACGGGGCCGGCGGUUGUUGCUGUUGUUGUGGUGGGGCGUAAUGAGCCGAUUCGAGGGCAUCAGGAAACGAAAGUCUAUAAAUAUCUAUAAAUAUGUAUAUUACGGCAAGCAACACGGUUUUUCUUUUUGGCAAUCCAAUGGCAUCAAGGGCAAGUACACACACACACGCACACACACACGCACUUACACAUGGAUAAGUCAGGAAAAUUCCUGAAUUUGAGACUGUAAUUUGAAUUCUCGAACACCGAAAACACCGUUGAUAGGUACAUACAAAAAUGAAGAUCGAAAACGAAAGGAGUUGUAAACACACAGACACAUAUACACACACACACAAACAACACACUAACGCACUAUGAAGUUGUAUUUGAAAGAAUUAGCAAAAAUAAAUUGUGUGACGCGAGUGGGUAGCGAUAACGCGAUGAUAAUAAAUGCAACAAAA